AUGGAGAAAAGAGCGGAGAAGAGAAGGAUGGUGUUGGUUCCAGUUCCAGCACAAGGACAUAUAACUCCAAUGAUGCAACUCGGUCAAGCCCUUUACUCGAAGGGCUUCUCAAUUACAGUUGCUUUGGGAGAAUCCAAUCUAGUAAGCCCCUCUCAACAUUUUCCUGAUUUCCAAUUUGUCAUCAUACCAGAAAGCUUACCAGUGUCUCAAUUCGAGAAACUUGGAUCACUCGAUUUUUUUCUGAAUCUCAACAAAGCCAACGAGGCAAACUUCAAGGAGUGUAUAGCUCAGUUGGUUUUACAACAAGGCAAUGAUAUUGCAUGUAUCAUCUACGACGAGUACAUGUACUUCUGUGAAGCUGUAGCUACGGAGUUUAACCUUCCCAGCGUCAGAAGCACCGCUAAUAGUGCUACAAGUCAUGUUGGCGGCUGCAUUUUAAAUAAAGUCAAUGCCGAGAAGUUUUUGAUCGACAUGAAAGAUCAAGAAUUCCGAGACAAGGUGGUGGAAAAUUUGCAUCCACUAAGAUACAAACACCUAGAGAAUUUAGGAUUUGGCCCACUGGAGUCUUUCUUGGAGAUAUUUAAAGAAAUAUUUAGCAAAAGAACAUCUUCCGCUUUGAUCAUCAACACGGCGAGCUGUCUAGAGAGCGUGUCUCUAUCAUGGCUCCAACAAGAACUCGGAAUUCCAGUUUACCCAUUAGGCCCUCUUCACAUUACAGCUUCAGCGCCUUCUAGUUUACUGGAAGAAGACAGGAGCUGCAUGGAAUGGCUGAACAAGCAGAAACCAAGGUCAGUCAUAUACAUAAGCAUUGGAAGCAUAGCUCACAUGGAAACCAAGGAAGUUUUGGAGAUGGCUUGGGGCUUGUAUGAUAGCAACCAAGCUUUCUUAUGGGUCAUCCGGCCGGGCUCCAUCCCUGGCUCGGAGUCACUGCUAGAGGAUGUCAGUAAGAUUGUCUCAGAAAAGGGGUACAUAGUGAAAUGGGCACCACAGGUUGAAGUACUUGCACAUCCUUCAGUGGGAGGUUUCUGGAGCCAUUGUGGAUGGAACUCAACACUUGAGAGCGUUGCUGAAGGAGUGCCAAUGAUUUGUAGGCCUUUUACCGGAGAGCAAAAGUUAAACACAUUGUAUAUAGAAAAUGUUUGGAGCGUGGGGAUUCAGCUUGAAGGUGAAGUUCAAAGAGGAGAUGUGGAGAGAGCUGUGAAGAGGUUGCUUGUGGAUGAUGAAGGUGCAUGCAUGAGGGAGAGAGCACUUGUUCUAAAAGAGAAGGUCAUAGCCUCCGUAGGAAGUGGAGGCUCCUCAUACAACGCAUUAGACGAGCUCGUCAAGUCCCUGGAGACUUGCGUGAAAAUAUGCGAUUCCUAA
This is a messenger RNA of Microthlaspi erraticum, 1362 nucleotides long. NCBI's taxonomy places the organism in Eukaryota, Viridiplantae, Streptophyta, Magnoliopsida, Brassicales, Brassicaceae. The record is from the annotation of a GenBank genome assembly.